Cataglyphis hispanica is the source of this 1850-nucleotide messenger RNA. RefSeq names its product F-box only protein 21-like. Lineage: Eukaryota; Metazoa; Arthropoda; Insecta; Hymenoptera; Formicidae. Gene Ontology annotation, molecular function: DNA binding. The transcript is spliced from 8 exons. The record is from RefSeq and is a predicted model, not a curated record. Bases 114 to 1847 code for a protein of 577 amino acids.
CUGAGGAGGUGAUUAAUAUUAUUCUCAGCUACAAUGACAUAAGCAUCGAAGAUAUAAUAAAUUUUCGAUGUGUGUGCAAGCAAUUCCAGUGGGCAGGCAAAUAUGACAAGUAUAUGGAAAAGAAGUUUUCUCAGAGAUGGCCUUCGGCAAAAAAAAUUUACGAUAAACAAUGUAAGAAAAAUAAGCAAGAAAAAUGUAGAAAGUGUGGGCAAAAAAGUACAAAAGACUUUAUUAAAACAGGAAUAAAUUGUGUGAGACAAUUACAAAAUUGUAUAUCUCACAUACUUCAUGAACAUUACCAUAACAAUGAGGCAAUAGAUAAUUUGAUCGAAUUCCAUCGCAUAUUUAAUUUAGAUAAAUGUUUCAUAUAUAAUAUUAUUAACAUAAUUUAUGAAGAGGGUGAAAAUUUCAUUACAUGUUCCGUUUUCAUUGAUGAGUUUAAAAACUUGCUCACACAAUCUUCACGAAGAACUGAUUGCGAUCUUACCGAAAGAUAUUGCCAAAUAAAGAUGUUUCACUUUAUGAGGCAAUGUUUGGUAAGAAAAAAAUUAUACAGAUACACCGAUCAAUGUUACAAAAAUCAGCUUUUGGAAAGAAUUGUGACUAUGGCGGCACAAUGGUUGCAACCCGAAAAGGACAUCUUUUACUCGAAAGUGAAAGCAUCGCUAGAUAAUAUCGCAUUAGAGGUACUGGAUUGCCUCAGGGAAAAAUAUCCCAAUCAUUCGAUAUGCUCGACUCCCGCUUUUUCAGAAUUUUUUUCAUACUGGAAAGAGAACAAUAUCGAAGAUAAUUACUGGGACGAAGAGGAGGGAACGCAGAUUAUAGAGACGCUCCGGGAAUAUAUGUUUGAUGAAUUUCAAUUGACCGAAUGGGGAAUGUCUUCCAACACAACGUUGGAAUACAUGUGUAUAGAUAAUGUAUUAGAAAAAAGAUAUGGUGAAGAAUUAAUUUUAUUAGUAAUUUAUCACAGCGUGGCCAGAAGACUUGGUCUACGAUGCGAUGUAGUACGUAGUAGUUCUCACUUCUUUCUCUCUUGGAAACCGUACUAUUUCAUGAAUAAUUCAAGAAAUGGAAGAUUUUUUAACAUAAGUUCUAAAAGUUAUAUACCACAUCGUACAAAUUUUAUAUACUUUGAUGAAUUAAGAGCUUCACGGUUUUGGCAAGAAUUAAUAUAUUCUACAUUGGAAAAUAGUAAUCUGUAUAACGACACUUUUGGGAUUAUGUCGGAUGGAUCGAUUCAAUUGAUUAGAUAUGACAGAAUAAAUGUGGAAAGAAGAAGAAUAAAUGUGCUCAGCCUUAGUGUUAAAAAAACAAAGCGACAUACAAGACCAAAGGACGUGAAAUUUGCGGUUGGUAUGAUAGUGACACAUCAGCCUGCAGAUUGCGUCGGUGUGAUAAUAGGAUGGCAUCAACAUCUUGAUAGACAUAUUGUUGAAUUCUCCGCGAAGAAUGUGCCGAAUUCUUAUAUGCACUUAUGUGAAUUGCCAUUGUAUCAUUGUCGUAAUUGUAAUUUUAAAAAGGAACAAACAAAUUACAUAAUUCUUACCGAAAAUAAUAAAAUGUGUUACGUGGAAGAAGAUGCUAUAACUUUAACAACUCCGAGAUGGAUCGACAAUAGCGAAAUAGGUCGCUAUUUUUAUAAAUUCGAAGGUACGCAUUACGUACCAAAUAAAAUGCUGGCGAGAUUUUACCCGCAGGACGCCGCUUUAACUGCACAGCAAGAUUACAACAAUAUUACAAUAACAUCGCAACAUUGCGACAAUAUUGAUACAUUUUUACAUAUUGAAUAUUUUUCUUUAUAUUUCCUCAUCUGUUUUUUUAUCCUUCAAUUUAAUCUUUAUUUAUAAAUC